This is a messenger RNA of Penicillium concentricum, 1662 nucleotides long. Its product is annotated as Major facilitator superfamily domain general substrate transporter. The transcript has a single exon. Gene Ontology annotation, cellular component: membrane. Gene Ontology annotation, biological process: transmembrane transport; carbohydrate transport. Lineage: Eukaryota; Fungi; Ascomycota; Eurotiomycetes; Eurotiales; Aspergillaceae. Gene Ontology annotation, molecular function: carbohydrate:proton symporter activity. The record is from RefSeq and is a predicted model, not a curated record. Bases 1 to 1662 code for a protein of 553 amino acids.
AUGACAUUUGCGAAAAUGGACACAGGCUCAAACAAGCCUAUCAAGAAGGUCGGAGAUGUUCAACAUGACGAGGACCCGGUCUACGAAGAUGAAAAAGCAUGUCGACAAGCUCAAAUUCGGGAAACCACUCGAUGUGAGCGCGAGAUGCCCAUCUCAACUGCGUUCCGACUGUAUUCAAAAGCCGUUGGUUGGUCCAUCCUGCUGUCCACGGCAGUGGUUAUGGAAGGCUAUGACCUGCUUCUCAUCACCUCUUUCUUUGCACUAGAUCCGUGGAAGAAGAAAUAUGGAGUUCUCCUGGGUGAUGGCACGUACUCCGUUUCCGCGGCUUGGCAGUCAGGACUCUACAAUGGUGCUGCCGCAGGCGAAAUCAUCGGUCUCUUCCUCAAUGGCUUCAUUGCCGAGAGGUUUGGCUAUCGCAAAACAAUGCUUGGGGCACUGGCGUUGAUCACUGGUCUCAUUUUCAUCCAGUUCUUUGCGCCGACGGUGGAAGUCCUCCAGGUUGGCAGCGUUUUGAUGGGAAUUCCAUGGGGUGUUUUCCAAACACUGCCGGUAUCAUAUGCUUCCGAGGUGUGCCCUGUCGCUCUCCGUGGCUUGCUUACGACCUACAUCAAUAUAUGCUGGGUUAUGGGCCAGCUGUUAGCCUCGGGCGUCCUGAGAGCCAUGCUGGGAAGGGACGAUCAAUGGGCCUACCGUAUCCCAUACGCAUUGCAAUGGAUGUGGCCAGUUCCCCUUAUCAUUGGCAUCACCUUUGCGCCCGAUUCGCCGUGGUGGUAUGUCCGACGCGGUGACAAAGAAGCGGCUAAAUCUGCCCUCCGGUCAUUGACGUGCCGAAAUGUGGACGACGCCGUCGACAUUGACGCUACUGUGGAGGUCAUGGCUUAUACGAACGAGCUUGAACAAGAAGCAAGCCAGGGUGCGACAUAUGUGGACUGCUUCAGGGGCUACAACCUACGACGAACCGAAAUCGCUUGCCUUACUUGGGGUAUUCAAAAUAUCUGCGGUACAGCUUUGAUGAACAAUUCUACGUAUUUCUUCCAGCAGGCUGGGAUGGAUACUGCCAAUGCUUUCAACCUGACUAUGGCACAGUACGGCAUCGGUUUCAUCGGGGUUUUCCUCGCCUGGACACUCAUGAUUCGUGUCGGCCGUCGCCAAUUGUACCUUUGGGGUUUGUUUACUCUCUUGUUGCUGCUUCUCGGUAUUGGAAUCUCAGGCGUUGGCGGCCCAGGCAACAGUUCCGCUUAUUGGGCCUCGGGUGCACUACUCUUGGUACUCUCCUUGUGCUACCAGGUUACUGUCGGAACAGUAUGUUACUCCAUCGUCUCGGAAGUUUCUUCUGUUCGACUUCGCGCCAAAAGUAUAAGCUUGGCUCGGAACCUUUAUAACGUCUGCUCCAUUGUCAGCGGAAUCAUGGCCCCGUAUAUGAUUAACCCAACUGCCUGGAAUUGGAAAGCCAAGGCUGGUUUCUUUUGGGCCGGCUCUUGUCUUCUUUGUUUUGUUUGGACAUUUUUUCGUUUGCCUGAAACCAAAGGACGGACUUUUGCGGAGCUUGAUAUCCUUUUCGAACGAGGAGUAAAUGCCAGGAAAUUUGCGAAUACCUCAGUUGAUCUUUUCUCUCAUGCGAUUCAUGAGGAAGAGAAAGAGGGGGAGGUCCACAGAAGCUAG